Molecule: messenger RNA, 1771 nt
Organism: Stegostoma tigrinum
Lineage: Eukaryota; Metazoa; Chordata; Chondrichthyes; Orectolobiformes; Stegostomatidae
Product: prostaglandin E2 receptor EP4 subtype-like
Exons: 2
Coding region: 32-1405 (457 amino acids)
Biological process (GO): adenylate cyclase-activating G protein-coupled receptor signaling pathway; cellular response to prostaglandin E stimulus; negative regulation of inflammatory response
Cellular component (GO): plasma membrane
Molecular function (GO): prostaglandin E receptor activity
Source: RefSeq, a predicted model, not a curated record
GGUUGUGUUGGGCGAGACUGAGUGGCUCUGAAUGUCUGCUUUGGGCACUGCGGGCGGGGAGGGUGUACCCCUGGCCAUGAGUCCGCUCAAUGACAGCGAAGGUCUCAACAGCAGCACGGUCCUCAAAACCUCCAGGCUUCUGGUCAUCCCCACGGUCAUGUUUGUCUUCGGGGUGGCGGGCAAUCUGAUUGCGAUUGUGGUCCUCUGCAAGUCUCGCAAGGAACAGAAAGAGACAACAUUUUACACCCUGGUUUGUGGGCUGGCAGUGACUGAUCUGCUGGGGACCUGCCUGGUCAGCCCCAUCACUAUCAUCACCUACAUCAUCGGGAACUGGCCGGGGGACAGUGCACUCUGUGAGUACGAUUCCUUUGUCCUUCUGUUUUUUGGGACGUCCGGUCUCAGCAUCAUCUGUGCCAUGUCCAUCGAGAGGUACCUGGCCAUUAACCAUGCUUACUUCUACAACCACUUUGUGGACAAAAGGCUAGCUGGAGUCACUCUCUUUGCCAUCUACUUAGCCAACACCCUGUUCUGUGCCCUGCCGAACUUCGGCCUGGGCAAGACGGUGCAACAGUUCCCCAACACCUGGUGCUUCAUUGACUGGCAGACGGAGGAGCCCCUGCACGCCGUCUACUCCUACAUGUACGCCGGCUUCAGCUCCUUCCUCAUCCUGGUCACCGUCAUCUGUAACGUGCUGGUGUGUGUCGCCUUGAUCCACAUGCACCGGCAGUUCAUGCGGCGGACCUCGCUGGGACACGACCCGCGGCUCAGGGAACUGCGACGCCGCAGGAGUUUCCGCCGCAUGGCCGGUGCCGAGAUCCAGAUGGUCAUCCUGCUGAUCGCCACGUCGGCUGUGGUGCUGGUCUGCUCCAUCCCGCUGGUGGUGAGGGUGUUUAUUAACCAGCUGUAUCGACCUGCUGUUACAAGGGACAACUCUAACCCUGAUCUAAUGGCGAUUCGCAUUGCAUCAGUCAACCCCAUCCUUGAUCCGUGGAUCUAUAUCUUGCUCCGGAAAACAGUCCUCACCAAACUACUGGAAAAGGUCAAGUGUCUGUUCUGUAAGCUGGGUGGGCGAACCCCUCACACCAGCAGGAGCCUGGGCCCUCGCCGUUCCUCAGCUGCCUCCAGCCAAUCUCCCUCCUUCGUCUCCAAAGACUUGGUGAACGACAACACCUCACAGACUCUGCUCUGUCACGUUGAGUUGACCGAUGUGCUGCCGGGGUCCCUGGGAACGCAAUCGAGUCAGAAGCAGGCGGCGUCCCAGCCUGAGCCGCAGCGCGACAGUGAGGUCCCGCAGGGAGGGAGUCCCACACAGGAAAAGGCAUUGGUGACCAGCACCGACACUGACAGCUCCUUACGAGUUACCUUCACAAACGAGCAAACAGGAGUGGCUGAGAAAUGUAUAUAAACCCCGAGGCAGCGAUGCAGAACAACCAGUAGAAUGUGCACACAUUGGACUCAGGGGAACGGGAUAAGCCGAACUGUACAUAGCCCUGGAGAGUCUGUUGUCUAAAGUGUAUAUAACCCAGAGGAACAUGGACUGAAGUGUAUGUGACCCAGAAGCAUCUCGACUGAACUCUACACUUCCACAGGGGGUGGGGGAGCGGCUGUUCUGAACUUUACAUUAGACAGAGCUGUGUGUCCCCCCGGCUGUGCGCGCUGGGGCCCAGCAAAUGUUGUGUUUGUGAAUGAGAGUUGUCAGUGAGAUGUGAGCUCCAUCCUUCUCUGUGAGAAGAUGACAGUGCAACCCGUGACGUGGUUUGUUUGUGUAACU